AUGACCCCGGUUUCCCAAUCCCCCGCCAGCACACGAUUCGAGGGUAAUGAAUCUGGGCCAUAUCCUUCCCAUGCGGCUAAGAGAAAGCGUACCUCCGCGGCAGGCACCUCAGAACCUUCACCUCGCGAGAUUGGGUUUAUGAGAGAAUCUCGCAGCCACGGGUCAGCUAGCUUUAUUGGAAGCUCGAGUGGAAUUCAUUUUAUUCGUCAUGUUUAUGAUGCCUUCGCACGUCGCUCUGCAGACUUGGAUCAAGCUCGAGCCCGUGACGGAACCUCAGUGCCAGGAGAAGACGACCGGCUACGACAAGAUACUGGCAGCAUUCACGGCUCAGACAGUCUAUGGGCAGUACACGAACUAGAAUAUUUAUCUCGCCCCACCUUCGACGAUCUUAUUAGAUGCACACGCAGCUAUUUCGAGAAUUGGCAUCCAAUCUUUCCAUGUCUCCACGCCCCGACAGUCUUAAAAAGCCUUGAGGCUCUCAGCCAACAGGGAGCAAGCUCCUUGAGUCGAUUGGAGUUGAUGAUAAUCCGCUCCAUUGUGUCUAUUUCUCUCGGUGACAGUCGACAGACAGCAUCGUCCGAGUCGAACCCCCGUCCCGUUCCUUCCGUUCUAGUCUUUCGAUCCGUUCAACAUAUCAUGCAGGACGUACAAAGCCUCCUCGAGGAGCCUACUACUUUACCAUUGCUUCAAGCGGCAUUCACUGCCCAACUUGCACUCACCUCUCUUUUGCGGUUGAAUGCCGCCUCCAGGUUAGGGGGUGUCAUCACUCGCACUGCACUUCACCUUGGAUUGCACCGCUGUCCGGGCCGCUUCUCCUGUUUCAGCAGUGAAGAAAAAGAUAUUCGAUGUCGGUUGUUCUGGUCAAUCUAUUCUCUUGAAAGAUACCUUUCACAAGCCCUUGGCAUUCCGCUCUCUAUUCGAGAUGACGACAUCGACGUGUGCUACCCUGGCGCUGAGAGACAUUCUUCAACAGGCUCCAAAGCAAACGAUGACUACAAGCUGCGCUUACUGUGCCACAUGGCAAAAUUUGCACGUAUUCGAGGAUUGAUAGUCGAACUUCGCAAUAAGUCCAUUCUCCACAGUCACGCCAGUCAGGCUGACGCAGCACAUGUGACUGGGGAAUUGGCCCAAUGGUGGAAUGAAGCUUUUGACGAUGUUCACUCGGUCGAAGAGCCCAUCGAAGCUGACCAGGAGCGAGAGCCGAUUUUGCAACCAUACCAUAAGUUACUCCUGGUGGUCCUAAGGCACGAAGCUACAAUCUCGCUCAAUCGCCCUCUUCUAGCCUCCGAAAAGCCUAGUGCGGGUUAUAAGACCGCCUUGCAGACUUGCAUCGGAUCUUCCAGGACUAUACUUGUGGCUUUGAAAGACCACAUGACCUCCCACCCGGAAUCCCCGCUUUCCUGGCCAGGCUUCACAUGGUCCACUUGGAUGGCGUGCCUCAUUUUGAUGUUCGCUGCAUGGGAAGGAGAGCUUGCCACAUUAACAGCACUCAAAUAUGCUAGGAUUGGGAUAGCCAUAUUGGAUAAUCUAUCACUGCGUGGCAGUGGCUGGCCGGAGACUUGUAUUGAGGCAAUCAAGAGCAUGGAAUCUGCCUUGCAGACACAGACUCCUAGCGAGCAGCAAAGCACAGCUCCUACCAUAUCGAAUGGUAUUGGUAGAUCUGCUGAAGCUCAGACCCAUCCAACACCAUCGCGGGAUAGGCGCAUGUUUCACCACCCACCAGCGCAGGACGAAAAUACUGAGGUUGGCCAUGCAGGCCUCACGCCGGCCAGACCUCAGCCUUCGCUCUCGAAUGGACCUCAGGAUCGCCAUGCCCCUGCCGGGUUCCAUUCAUCUCGAUCCCCUCUUCACUCUCCGGCCCAAAACCUUGGCCACACGGGAAGUUACGACUCCGCCGCCUUUUCGCCGUCUAUCGGUAACUUCGCUGAAGUGCUGGAUCCUGCCGAGAACAGUUUCGUGCAGUCAUCAGCUGGGCUGAUAUUCGGCAACAUGGUAGAUGGAAAUGCUGCUUUCAAUCCGAGUUUUGCUGGUCAAGACUCUAUGCCGUUCUCGUCAUCCAUGCCCAUCAACGAUUUAUGGAGUGUCGCCGAUGGGCCAUGGAUGAUUCACAAUAGCUUUUUGUGA
Molecule: messenger RNA, 2124 nt
Organism: Penicillium bovifimosum
Lineage: Eukaryota; Fungi; Ascomycota; Eurotiomycetes; Eurotiales; Aspergillaceae
Product: CeGAL family transcription factor
Exons: 1
Coding region: 1-2124 (707 amino acids)
Biological process (GO): DNA-templated transcription
Molecular function (GO): zinc ion binding; DNA binding
Source: RefSeq, a predicted model, not a curated record